CCGGCCCGGCCGUGGAGGCAAGGCCCAGGAGGGGAAAAAGAAAAGGGGGGCAGAAGUGGCAGAGGGGAAGAGAGGUGGCUGGGUCCGGAAGCAGAGACUGGGGCAUAAGGGGGGAAGAGAUCAGCUAGUUAUACAUAAGACUCCAGGAAUUCUGCAGUUCAUUUCUGAUCCAAAAUGAAUCCAGAUUGGUGGCAACUCUAAGUGAGGUUAUGUCAUCACUACAUGACAUUACAUAAAGGUCCCUCGGUUACCCACUCCUGCUUUGCAAUACUUAUUGAAGGUGGGAGAAGUAGACAGGGCUUCUUUUAUUCUGGGAAGGGCACCGGAUUCACAGAAGCCUCAAAAAGGCUUUGAAAAGAAGGACAUUUCCCCGGCUGACUGUGCAACAACAUUUUGGAGAGGAAGACCAAGGAAUUCAGCCCAAGACAUCAUGGAAAAGCUGUAAUUGUAACUAUGAAGGUUGAAAAUCAGCCAGAGGGCAAGAAGGUAGAGCAGCUCAAACCACAGGCAAAGCAGCAAAAAGUGAAGGUGGCAGCAGAGACAGAAGAGAAAAAGGAAGAAAGCGAAGGUCUCAUCGGGGUUUUUGGCUCCUACCAGGAGCUUUUCCAGUUCUUUUGUAACAACACAACCAUCCAUGGCGCCAUCCGGCUGGUUUGCUCGAAGAGGAACAAGAUGAAGACUGCCUUCUGGUCAGUACUCUUCUUCCUGACCUUUGGCCUCAUGUACUGGCAGUUUGGAAUCCUCUACAGGGAAUACUUCAGCUUCCCUGUCAACCUGAACCUGAACCUCAACUCUGAUAGGCUUACCUUCCCAGCUGUCACACUGUGUACUCUCAAUCCCUACAGGUACAGUGCUCUUCAGGAGGAGCUGGAGGAGCUGGAUCGUAUGACCCACCGGACACUGAUGGAUCUGUACAAAUACAAUAUGUCCCUGGGGCAGAGUAAAUGGAUGUCCCAAUCCUCUCGGAAACGCAGUUCUAGGAGCCUGUCUCGCCUUUCCCUGCAUCACCCUCUGCUUAGAGUCAAGAGAGGCAGCCAGGCCAGCAUAGAGGACAAUAAUCCCCAAGUGGACAAGUCUGGCUGGAAAAUUGGCUUUGUGCUAUGUAAUGAAAACAAGACAGAUUGCUUCCACCAGAUAUACUCCUCAGGUGUGGAUGCUGUGCGGGAGUGGUACAGCUUCCAUUACAUCAACAUCCUGGCAAGGAUUCCUGACACCAAGGCCCUAGAUGAGUCCAACUUCACAAGCUUCAUCUACUCCUGCCGUUUCAAUGAGGCAACAUGUGACAAAGGGAAUUACACCCAUUUCCAUCACCCCAUUUAUGGAAACUGCUACACAUUCAACGACAACAGCAGCACCCUCUGGAUGUCUUCCUUGCCUGGGAUCAAUAAUGGCCUCUCUCUGGUAGUCCGCACGGAGCAAAAUGACUUUAUCCCACUGUUAUCCACUGUGACGGGAGCCCGAGUGAUGGUCCACAAUCAGAAUGAACCAGCCUUCAUGGAUGAAGGGGGCUUUAACAUCCGUCCUGGUGUGGAAACAACCAUCAGUAUGAGAAAGGAAACAACAAUCCGUCUUGCGGGCAGCUACAGCGACUGCACAGAAAAUGGGAGUGAUGUGCCCGUGAAGAACCUCUACCUCUCCCGCUAUACUGAGCAGGUCUGCAUUCGUUCCUGUUUUCAGAGCAAUAUGGUGGAACGGUGUGGCUGUGGCCAUUACUUCUACCCCUUGCCCCCUGGAGCAGUUUACUGUGACUACACUAAACAUACCGCCUGGGGUUAUUGUUAUUACAAACUCCAGGCUGAAUUCAAAGCCGGAUUCCUGGACUGUUUCUCCAAAUGUCGGAAACCUUGCAAGGUGACUGAAUACCAUCUGUCGGCUGGAUACUCACGCUGGCCUUCUGCUGUCUCUGAGGAGUGGGUGUUUCACAUGCUGUCUCGGCAGAAUAAGUACAACAUCACGUCCCAAAGGAAUGGAAUUGCCAAAGUAAAUAUAUUUUUCAAGGAGUGGAGUUAUAAAAGCAAUGGGGAGUCUCCUGCUUUCACAGUGGUGACUUUACUUUCACAGCUGGGGAACCAAUGGAGUCUUUGGUUUGGCUCAUCUGUUCUCUCAGUGAUAGAGCUGGCAGAGUUGAUUUUGGAUUUCAUUGCCAUCACCUGCAUCCUGGCUUUCAACUGGCUCUACUUGCAUCGGUCCUCUGAUCUCCCUGCAUCCAACAGCCACGACAAUACAGCCUUCCACAGUGCGCCUCCUGCUCCUGGUGCCCCCCUGCAACAUGCCUCUGUGGAGAACGGGGUUGCAGCACUGCCGUCCUACAACAGCUUAGAAUCACUAGCCCUGCAGAGUGUUUCCUUCAGGAGAACAGAAUGAGGGACGGACCAGGAUGGCCUGCUUAUGGCCUGCAGCAUUAAGAUGCGUAUUACUCAGCUUAUAGAACCAGUCAGCUGGCUGUAGACACCACCACAGGCCGAGGGAACUGAAAUGUCUCCAUAAUGUUAUGGACAAAAAGAAGUUACAGCAUGUACAGAACCAUGUGACUGAGGAGCACCCACCCCUGGUAUGAAUUGCCAUUGCUAUACCCAACCACUAUAAUCUAAAAAUAAGCAGCAGAUUAAAGAUACAGCUAUGUGUACCACCAAAGGGCAAGAUGGCUUCCUUUCCCCACCUGCAAUGCAUAAUGGGCAAAAACCUAGAAUGAAUGUGAAAUUCAGACAGUAGGGGUAGGGUGGGUAUAUAGAGCUAGGUACCAACAGCGAGCCACCUAAUAGCUCAGUGGGGAAGUAGCUUGCCUAGCGAGCAAGAGGUUGCCAGUUCGAAUCCCCGCUGAUAUGUUUCCCAGACUAUGGGAAACACCAACAUUGGGCAGCAGCGAUAUAGGAAGAUUCUGAAAGACAUCAUCUCAUACUGCGCCGGAGAUGGCAAUGGUAAACCUCUCCUGUAUUCUACCAAAGACAACCACAGGGCUCUGUGAUCGCCAAGAGUCGACACCAACUCAACGGCACAACUUUACCUUACUUUACCAACAUCCAUCCACACCUUAGCCCACUUAUUUUUAUCUUAUUCAAAAGGUAGGUAGGCUUGCAGAUCCUUUUCAUUUUAUACUGAGUGAUGACACACAUACAGGCAAUGGAGAUUAAACAAGCAGAAAUGUGUGAGUUUCUAGUAUUGGCACUCUGGCGGUAUUCUCCCAGAGGUGUCACUACCAUUAGACAAGGGGAGACAGUUGUCUCGGGGCCCCACUGCCUCAAGGGGCCGCCCUAGAGACUCUCUCUUCAAGAACAAAAGUAAGAAGACAUUCUGUAAAAAUCAACGCUUUGUUUGUUUGUUUGUUUGGUGUGUGAUUUGUUCCCCUUGGUCAAGCUACUAUGUUGCUCGCUCUCUCCCCCCACACCCAUGAACCGUUUAUGUGUUGUACAUGUGAGUGAAGUCCCAUCCUGUGUGUGUGUGUGUGUGUGUGUGUGUGUGUGUGUGUGUGUGAGAGAGAGAGAGAGAGAGAGAGAGAGAAUUCAUAAGCUUUAAACACACACACACACACACACACACACGUUUUCAAAGUAUGCCAAAACUAUUCUAGUGCAAACUUGUAAGAAAAACCCUCCCCAUCCCAACAGUAUACCUUGUUGUGAGGAAAUUAGUUAGUGCAAAAGUAUUAAAAGCUUUGAAAAGAAUGCGGGGGGGGGGGGAUCUGACAAAAUGGAUCUGUUUUUGUUCCUUUUUACUCCUGAAGUUACACUGCUUAUAGCUCUAAUCUGGUCUCUAUGUGUGUUGCUUUCUCUCACCCCCACCCUUACUAAAAAUAUUUAUAUGCUGCCUUUUUAGCAACAGAGUUCUUACAAUGGCUUAAAUAACAAAAUAUGAGAAAACUGUUCUCCCGACAUGUUUCCCAACCUUUUAAACAUUACUAUUUAAUUUUAUUUUGCUUUGUGCUUGUAGCAUGCUCCCCCACCAAAAGUCUAUUUUUGUACUGUGUACACUUACUGCAAAAUAAGGCUUUGCAAAUCAGUUCACAAGAAACUCAUUUUUAAAUUGCACAUGAAAUGAUUGGUUGUCUUUAAAUUCUGCAAAAUUGGGGUAACUCCAUAUAUGACAUUCUGCUGUCCUAUUUGAAAUCAAAAUGGUGGCUUUUCUUUCUGUCAUGUAUAGACACACUUAUACAUUGUAUAUAUACUGUAGUAUAUAGACAUACACUAUAGUUGCAUAUGAUUUUUUUGCAUAUGAUUUUCUUAAAUGAAAUGUACUAAAUAAAAGAUCAAACUGAA
Hemicordylus capensis (graceful crag lizard) is the source of this 4253-nucleotide messenger RNA. RefSeq names its product sodium channel epithelial 1 subunit alpha (gene SCNN1A). NCBI's taxonomy places the organism in Eukaryota, Metazoa, Chordata, Lepidosauria, Squamata, Cordylidae. Gene Ontology annotation, biological process: sodium ion transmembrane transport. The transcript has 14 exons. Gene Ontology annotation, molecular function: ligand-gated sodium channel activity. Gene Ontology annotation, cellular component: membrane. The record is from RefSeq and is a predicted model, not a curated record. Bases 454 to 2364 code for a protein of 636 amino acids.